AUGAUUGCGCAACACCUGACCUCCGGAUGCUUUCGCGAUGCAAACUGGGACCGGGGAAGCGGGACAGCAAGCAUCGAGGAUGAAAAAUCGGUGACAAUACUCGACGUUGUGCUUCGAGAUGCACUGGAUGUGGGAACCAGAGCGACCCCGGCCUCGAAGCUUACUUUUGUCUACCGUCAGGGAUACUCCAACGGCUGCAGGCACCCCCCCGGGCCACCUCGACAUGCAACGGUACAGUGCAUGGGAGGCUUGUCCUUGCCACCAGAUGGCCUCUCCGCUGAUUAUCACACCCCUGGGGGUCAAACCGACGUUCAUUACGCACGCUACCCUACCAUCUUAUCUCCUGGACAUGGGGACAUCCCGUUGAUCCGCUCGGCGUCCGCAUUGGGCUGCAAGCUUUCGCUCAAGGUUGCUGGAAGCGAACAGACUUCAAACAUGGACGUCUCCACCCAGCUCUAUGGCGUGUAA
This is a messenger RNA of Bipolaris victoriae FI3, 468 nucleotides long. RefSeq lists its product as hypothetical. The record is from RefSeq and is a predicted model, not a curated record. Bases 1 to 468 code for a protein of 155 amino acids. NCBI's taxonomy places the organism in Eukaryota, Fungi, Ascomycota, Dothideomycetes, Pleosporales, Pleosporaceae. The transcript has 3 exons.